AAAAUUCCAAUUGGACAAAAUAAAAGUUCGUCGCUUAAAAAAAGCGCUGUAUUUGUUUAUAUAAAAAAUCGAGUGUCGUUUGUUAUUGGAUAACAAGAUAAAAUUCAGAUAUGGGCGCUGCGUUCUUCCCAAUACUGUUUUUUACAGCCCUUUGGGGUGCUGUGGGCAUUGGAAUGCCUAUUAUGACGCCAAGUGGUCCACACCAGAAUUUAAUACGCUGCAUUUUGAUGCUGACUGCGGCAUGUUGUUGGCUUUUCUGGCUUUGCUGCUAUAUGGCCCAAAUGAAUCCUCUAAUUGGACCAAAAAUCAAACUGAAUGCGCUUGCCAUGAUUGCCAAGUCGUGGGACAAUCCACUUCUAGAGGGCUAAAAAAAACGUCUCCAAGUGCAAAAUUGAAGUUAUCUAUUAUUGUAUAAAAUCAUGUUAUAUAAAGCAAAUAACAAAUAAAAGUAUUUAAAUUGUGUUGUA
Messenger RNA from Drosophila innubila, 467 nucleotides. It is a transcript of the gene VhaM9.7-a, whose product is annotated as V-type proton ATPase subunit e 2. The record is from RefSeq and is a predicted model, not a curated record. The coding region runs from base 111 to 368 and encodes 85 amino acids. The transcript has a single exon. Gene Ontology annotation, molecular function: proton-transporting ATPase activity, rotational mechanism. Gene Ontology annotation, cellular component: proton-transporting V-type ATPase, V0 domain; plasma membrane proton-transporting V-type ATPase complex. Lineage: Eukaryota; Metazoa; Arthropoda; Insecta; Diptera; Drosophilidae. Gene Ontology annotation, biological process: proton transmembrane transport.